Molecule: messenger RNA, 9220 nt
Organism: Homarus americanus (American lobster)
Lineage: Eukaryota; Metazoa; Arthropoda; Malacostraca; Decapoda; Nephropidae
Exons: 24
Coding region: 848-6910 (2020 amino acids)
Biological process (GO): proteolysis
Cellular component (GO): membrane
Molecular function (GO): protein binding; serine-type endopeptidase activity
Source: RefSeq, a predicted model, not a curated record
UGUUGAGCUUCUUCUCACGUAUGUUUAUUACAUGGAGAUGGAGGUGUGCAUGUUUCACUGUGUGAGUGAGGAACCAGGCGUGUGGAAGGUGGGUGUGAGUUUCAAGAUAGGAAAGUGGUUGUUGCGUUGUGAUGGGUCGCGCAGGACGCUGGUAGACGGGUCAGCUGUUCCCUCCCGGCCGGGCCCAGUUAGUGGUCUCUCCGCUGUGGCAGCUGCUGGAGGUGUAUGAAACGCGGGGGUCGCUGUGAUAAUGAUAGUGAUAACGAAGGUGAUGGUGAGGGUGGUGAUGGCGAGGGGGGAGUAGUAAAUAUGCAGUCGAUGUGCGUACUGUGAUAGUAAAGGGAAAUAUGUGUACUGUCUUUCGGUAGCCGUUUAAGUUUUCCGCAAGAAACUAAGCGAAUCCCCUUUUCCGAGAGCCCUUGUAUGUGGCUUUCCCAUUACGUAUUUGUAUAAAAUGUACAGCUGGAGGUAUUCUCAAUAGCCUAAGGUAUCUUUAAAGGAUAAGAAAAACGAAUUGAGUGGAUAUCCUCUGUGAACGAAGGUCAAUUAGCCACUAAUAAGUGAAACCUAAAGUAAAAACCAGAUUAUGCCUAUACGUGUCGUGUCGCCCAAGUUACCUCAGCAAGUCGUGAUCACAUCUUAGUAGCUAAGAUUUGUAUCCACGGAUAGUAACCUGCGGGUAGACCAACGUCAACAACCAUUUAAGAAAAAACCCUUAAUAUUGCAAGUAACGAAGAAGAGAGAGGAGAUAAACAACUAAGCAAGAUAAGGACACUGGAGGGAGAACGAGAGUGUAGCAAGGAACCAACUCACCAGGUGAGUUACUGUGACGUCGCUGCCAUUCUCUAUGUCAAACACUGGUGCCACGUCUCCUGAACUCCCCAGUCUAGGACACUGGUGCCACGUCUCCAGCGUUAAAAGGCUGGUUCCCGAUGACUUGAGACAGGCCACCACCAUGAACUGUCACAUCUCCACCCCUUCGGGCGGGGACUUACGAGCCAAUAUUGAGGGUCUCCUUAAGAAGUUUCGAGUUACUAAAGAAAACGAGAAGGAGAGCGAGAUCUUCACACUGGCCAACCUGGAUAAUGGUUGUAUCCGCAAGUUUAUUGUGAAGAAAGUCGACGAGUCGGCUUUCCUCGCCUCCAUCAACAACAAGACGAGAGAGGAUAGUAAAUCUCUGACGGACGAGAACGAGAACACGGCUGUUCUUGAAGGCGAGGACCGGGUGGACGACGCCUGCCCUCUCGUUCCCCCCAACCACGAGAACACCAACAACAAACAUGACAAGAGCCACAACAACAACAUCAACAACAAUAACAACAACAACAAGAACCACCACCAGGGCCCUCUAGCCAACGGAAAGGUGAAGAAUAUAGAGAGAAAGUCAUCUAGAUUUCGUUUAGGAUGUGAUGACGAUUCCGAUGACGAUGAAGACAUUAUGCCCGGGGACGAUAAAGACGAUAAGGACGACCCCGGGGUGGUAAAUCCAGCCUUCUUCAGCAGUGAGGACGACGACGAGGUGGGGCGAGGCGACGGUUCCACCACCUCAGCCAGGUCGUCCCCUGAUCAGUCUCCUUCACCCUCCUCCAGACUCAACUUCAACAGCAUGAGUCCCCGUCCCAGCCCCCGCCACUCCCCGGUCAGCCACCGGUCGGGGAACCUGAGCCACCGGAGCUCUGUGUCCUCCGUCAGGAAGGGCAUCCUGAAGAAGAGUGGCUCCUCCUCCACCAUCAACAUGGAGAUGGUCAACUUGGGUCUGCAGCAGAACGCGGCGGCGGCAGCAGCAGCGGGCAACACCGCAGUCGUGAACGGGUACCAGAGAGCGAGAUUUACAGAUCCUUACGACGACAAUUUCGUCCCCGUCGACACCCACCGCUUCGUCGGCUCCUCAGAAGAAUCCAAUUACGUGGCUCAGAAGUCUCUAGGAGGACACCGGGUCAAGUUCAUCCUGGAGACCGGCAAACCUGACCACGUGCACGGCUCCUACGACGACAUCCGGAUAGAGAAGAUGGAGAGAGAGAGGAUUGAGAGGAUAGAAAGCGGGAAGAACCUGGAGGUAACCAACAUGACGGGGGACAAGGGCGGGAGGAAGUGCCUGCUCUUCUGUGCCGCCAUGCUGGUUCUCACUGGCUCUGUCAUCGUGGCCGGGCUCUAUGGUUCUGGGAAACUCAAGAAAAUCACAGACUACGGCCAAGGUAUACAGAGCAGCAGUCUAUAUGACGGUGGUGAUGGAAAGACUACUACUACCUCCCCGACUUUGUAUUAUGUUCCCAACGCCAUAGAAGUCAAGUUCAAGAUCGACAACCUGAACUUUACGAAUGAAUUAGCCGACACCUCCACCGAUACUUACAAGACCCUAGCCACCGUCCUGCAGCGAGAGCUGGAGACCACGCUCAUAAGUACAGACGUUCGGUACAAUGGAAAAGCCAAAGUGGUUCUCAAGAUUCUGAAAUUUGAAACUUUCAGGGUCGGAAGUAUCACCUGCACCUUCAGGAUAGGAUGGAAGUAUUACAACGAGCAGGACAACGGCCACCAGACGGCGCCCCUUAACCUAACCAUCGUGAGGAAGCGGUUAGACACCAAAGUGGAAAACGGUUACAUGUUGUUUAACGAGAAGUACAGUGUGCCCCGAGACUCUGUUAUUGUUGAGAGGCUGUUGGAUAAGUGUCUCAACAACCAGUCGCAGUGUUCUCAUGGGUGUAAGUUCUCACGUGAGGAACUGCGCUUUGUCUGCGAGUGUCCUGACUAUCUCUACCUCAUCAACGCUACUGUGUGUCAGGACCCAAAUCAGUCAAGGGUUGCAGCAGCCACCACCUUGACCACUGUGACUUCGACCCCCUCCACGACAGAGAUUACGUUCAAAGAAUUGUUCAACAACGUCUUUAGCAAACAGCAGGGUAAAGCCACCUUCCUUGGUAUAAAAUCAGAGACGACGGAGACAGAGAUUGAGGUGCCUCCUAAACUCUCUGACCAGGAUUCUUCAGCAGCUAACACAACGGCCGCGGGUGAUGCCAAGCUUAUACCUGAUGGCAGUGUUGUCAAUGGUACCAACACUACCAGUACCAUCGCUGUCAGUGGUACCAACUUUACCGAUACUGAUAUUGUCAGUGGUACCAACACUACCAGUACCGACACUGAGGGAACAGUCACAUCUUCAAUUACACCCACUAAUGUAACUAGUGAAGGAGUGAGUGUUAGUGGGAGCCCCACUGAUGUUGGUACUUCUACUUCUGAAGGACUUACAACUAAUACCACUAAUGUCACAGUCAGUACAACUGGCACUCUUGGUGAAGAUGUUGCCAUGGAAACAAAUAAAACGUCAACAGCUGUUGAUGUGACCUCCCCGGUGGAUGACCCAAGCCAGGUCAAGGAGGAGGAGGGUCAGCCUUCAGCCGGGGUGUCUGAGGAAGUGACUAAAGAAACUGAGGCUGAACCUGAAGCUGAGGUUGUUGUUGACAUCACACCAGAGGUUAUUACUAACACUACAUCAGAGGUUGUUACUAACACUACAUCAGAGGUUGUUACUAACACCACAUCAGAGGUUGUUCCCAGCACAACCCCAGAGGCUGUUCAUGACACAACCCCAGAGGUUGUUCAUGACACAACCCCAGAGACUGUUCAUGACACAACCUCAGAGGUUAUUACCAAUGCCACCUCAGAGAUUGUUAGUAACACCACAGUGGAGGUUACUGCUGAGGAAGUGCCUGCCACUGACACAACCUCCUCCACUACUGAAGCAGCCACCAGCACCACAACCGUACAGGCCACAACAGAAGCUCAGAUGAAUGUGACGACGACGACGACAAGUAAGACACAGACAAGUGAGGGUGAGGGGCAGGGGGCUCCUACACCACCACCACACACGGUCGACCAAACUAUCAAAGUGGCUGAAACGCACAAUGAGACAAUCACAGGUGACACAGCACCUGAGAUGACCACUGAAGACCAGGUCCCUCACCAGCCUUGGGCCAACACCAGUGGCCUCACCCCAGAGAUCUAUGUAUCUCCUGGCACACGUCUGGAGGACAUUACAGCAUUCUCUAAGGCCCACGCUGGCAAGUACCCCAUCAUACAAGAUCUGUCAGCACUCAGGCCAGGAGACUCCCCUGGGGAUGUCCGUCUUCAAGAUAUGAUCUUGCCUGAGGAUCACUUCAAUAUUGUGUCAGAAGUGAGCACGGCUGUGAACACCACCCAAGACUCUAUGACACAAAAGGCAGCUCCUGGAGACGGUUCCCAUGAUGGCCAACAAGCUGCCCACAACACCACAAGUCCUGAAGCAGCGCCUGACACCAGCAGUCAUGACGACAGUUCAAGUAAAGUGUCAGUUGACACAGCUGUUAUAUAUAAUAAUGAGACAACGUCAACCACCACACAGAAGCCUGUUGUCAUAAUAACAGCAUCCAAGGCUGACGAAAUUCAUGACGAAGUUCCUGAGGUGGAGGAAGAUACCUUCAGUAAGGAGGUGGUGACGGUACGAGCCACAGAGUAUGAGGGUAACCCGGUGUUUGCUAACAAGACACCACCACCAGUACCGACAACAACAACCACCACUACUACCACCACCACCACCACACCAACCCCUCCCACAGUCUCAGAACUUCCUCAGGUGACUGACAAACCACCCCAGGAUGAUGCUAACAACACAAACAUUCAGAAGGAAGGAGAGAGUCAAGUUCCUGAACCUGACAACACUGACCCAGGUAUUGACUUCAGCAUUAUCUUUGAUGCAAGUUCUGAUCUGGGCACCAUGAGAGGCAACACCACUACUGGCUCAGGAACCUCUUCUAUAUUGCCUCCACCACCACCAUCUGCUGCAACCACCACCACCACAACAACAACAACUCCUUCCACAACCUCAGAGUCAUCUAGUGUUGUCGUCCCAGCUGAAGUUGCUGCUGCUGGGACACCUGGGGACACGGGGUCGACCCAGGUGCAGGAGCCAGGUAGUGGUACUGCUGCUGACCCUGACCUGACCUUGAACAUCAAUAAGGAAGUCAAGACCACAACUGUUUCCACUCCCAAGUUGCUGUGUGGUGAAGACCAGGUGGAGUGUGUGAACGGAACCAGUUCUUUGGGUCGCUGUAUCCCUCGCACUGCUCGCUGUAACUCUGUACCCGACUGUUUUGACAUGUCCGAUGAAUACCAGUGUGUGGAGAACAACUGCUUUGGUAACUUCCAGUGUCUGGAUGGUGAGUGCAUUGAGAGGCAGUAUGCGUGUGAUGGUGUUACCAACUGUCGAGAUGGUGAUGACGAACUGGAUUGUGACUCCUGGCAGUGUUUAGCGGAUGAGUUCAAGUGUGGAGGAAUGGUCCCGUCUCCCUGCAUCCCUCUCUCCCUACACUGUGAUGGCCAGCCUGACUGUAUUGACCAUUCCGAUGAGAUGAACUGCAGCAGUCAAUGUCCUGAAGAUAGCUACAGGUGCCCUGAAGAUUGGUGUAUCCCUCUGGCCAGGACCUGUGAUGGCACACCUGAUUGUCAUGGUGGAGAAGAUGAGAUGAAUUGUGGUUGCUCUGGCCAGGACGAAACAUCAUGUGCUGUGGGUGGAUGUGUACCAGUCUUCAACCUGUGUGAUGGUCUGAGACAAUGCCAGGAUGGGUCUGAUGAGUGGCAUUGUGUCAGGAUAGAUAACAGUACACGGCAGCUUGAGAUCAGGAGCGGAGAGAACAGGUGGAUGGCCGUGUGUGGUAAAGGCUGGACAAAGGAGUGGAGUGACGUGGCCUGUGAACAGCUGGGUGCAGCCGCCUCACUCAGUAUGGAGGUGAGACGAGUGGACGAGGCAGUGCCGCGACCUCGAGUGAUGCUGGCACCCAAGGCGUCACCCAGGUCACUCACCCCGCUACAGUUCGUUCUUAACUCGGACUGUACGAGCGACUCUCUUGUCCUUCUCUCCUGUGAAGAACAUACGUGUGGGUCGUGGAGCGUCGGGGAUGAUGUGCUAGAGGAGCAAUACCUGCCCGCUGGAGAAGUGAGGCCACCUAUCACGGAAGGACUAUGGCCCUCGCUGGCACUCUUGCUCAGGACUCACCCCAGCAACAACACUCAUGCUCGCACCGAGUCCUGCACUGCCUCCAUCGUCGCUCCUAGCUGGGUCCUGGCCGCCUACUCCUGCCUCGCUGCUAAAGAGAACGGGCUAGACGCAGGCACCUGGGCUGUUGUGUCAGGGGUCGCCACUCCCACAGUCACCACCAAGUUCCACUAUGUAGCCAAGAUGGUCCUCUUCCCUGGCACUGUGAAGACUGGUGGGCUUUGGACUGGUGAUGCUGUGUUGCUGCGGCUCAACACUCCUCUCCUGGGGCCAGAUACUCCCGUGGGUCUGAGACAUAACACACAACCAAUAUGUGUUCCUAAUGGUCCUCCUGCCAGUAACGCCCAUUGUGUGGUGGCUGGAUGGACCCACUCUGAGCACGGGGUGGACGGCGUGAAUCAGUUUCUUCACUAUGUGCCCGUGCCCACCCUGGACCUUGAUGCCUGUAACACCACCCACUACCCAGGCCGUCUCAAUCAUGCCCAUACAUGCAUUGGCUUCACUGAUGCCCAACAUGCCCCCUGCCAUGGGGACGAGGGCAGCCCACUCAUGUGUCGUAGUGAGACGGGGGCGUGGCGGCUUGAGGGUCUCCUCACACACCAUGCCAGGUGUGGCCGAGCGAGACACCCGGCAGUGUUCACGGCUCUCCACGCCCUCCAACCCUGGCUCAGUAACACCAUAGGUACUCCAUAUGUGCCCAGCUUUGUCACUACCACCACCACCACCACAACCACAACCACAACAACCACAUCUACAACGACCACACCGACCACCACUACUACCACCACUAAUCCCCCAGUCCAGCAGUUUGCCACAGUCAACAAUACCACAGCCAUCAAAGAGGCCUUGCCACCUGUGUCCUCGCCCGGCAAUGCUCCACUAUAGCGACUACUGGGGCUCUAGUAAGACUUGUGAAAGGUGCCAUACGUGCUAUGAACGUGCUAUAAUAUGUGCUAAAACCAUUAAUUACAUGAGGAUUUAAAAGCUACAAAUUGUUAUUAUCCAUUACUGUGAUCAUAAUAUACUGUAGCUGUAUCUAGUGACUUACUGGACAUUAUUGAUAAGUGUACACCGAGCCACCCAUAGACCAGGUGGUAGCCAGUGUGAGACAAGACAAGUAGUGCCUUGGGGUAAUAUGUUGUGAUGUGUGAGCUGCCUUGAAUAAACUGACCCACACAAGGUGCCAUGUUGGGAUCUCAACUCUCACUGGUGCUGCCUGAGUGAAGCAUCAAAAUUUUAAACAAUACAGUGGCAAGAUGUAUGUGCAGUUCAAAGCUGUAAAAUUAUGAUGCUGAAGGUGUGUUGAAAGUGAAUUUUUUUACAAGAGUUUUGUAGUGCAAUUGAUUUGGAAAUUACUGAGAAAAGAAAAAUCUUGAAAUGUGAGUUGCUUGAUACAAACAGUGAGGGGAGAGCAACAUUGAUGGUGAGAAGCUACAGCUGCAGCCUCCUCCAGUGUUAACCAAAUACAACACUUCAAGCGAAAUAACAUUAUCACAUUUUCUACCGAGAGAAAAAGUGAGCUUAUUGUCAUACACGGACCAAACUAACGCAUUUAUGAAGCUGAACUAUCAUGAGUGAGAUUGUGAUGAUGAUUAUGUUGUUGUGGCCAUGUGAUUGACAGGUUGUGUGUGUGUCUGGGAGUGUGAGCUUAAGGCUGUGAGUCGUGAUGGCCGAUAUCACUCCAGGAUAGCAUUAUAUAUAUAUACACAUGUUUUUAUAUAUAUAGCACUCGGCCUUAAGACCCAGAAACCGCCAAUCACGUUAUACAUUCAUAACACGGGUAUGAAGCAGUCACUAGCGUACUGUAGAAUAGGUUACAGGGGCCAUCCAUGCCAGGGUGCAGGACCACUGAGAACUAGCAUGCAGGGUGUGAAGGAGAACCUUCUUAUACUUAGAUGGUUAGUGACCUUAUGAUGGCUGGCUGGGCUGAUAUGUGUGAAGACAUCUUAACAGGUGUACGAGACGUAGUACCGCUUUCUAACUAAAAGCUGCUAAGAUGUGAAGGUUGAGUCUCAGCUGUGAGGUAGAGUUUAAGGAAAUCAUUUAGGGUUGAGAAUACAGUAUGUGAACCUCCUGCCAGUACAGUAUUCUGAAUCUUGUAUUCAACUUUACCUGAGUCAAGGUACAGAGAUGCAACAGUAUGAAUCGAGACAUUGAGGUCAGACGUAGGAAAACGUAAGGCGUGUUGAUGAUGAUAGUGAUAAUGAUGGUGUCAGCCCAGUAGUCCAGGUCACACAGUGUUCUCAUAUGAUGAACAUGCUAGAAAAAUAAGAGACAUUUGAUAGGUACUGUAUAGAAGCCAUGAAUCAUGAUACAAAUUUAAAUUAGCAAAGUCAGUUAUGUGUUUUGACACUAUACCUACAACUUACCUUAGACACAGUGAUUGAGGGGAUCUUGAUUCACAGGUAAAUUAAGCACAUCAAGGUGUAACAUAUUUUGAGCUUAUCCACUGUUUGGUAAAAUUAAAAAAAAAAAAUCGGCAAUGAGAUCGGAUUUUUUUUGUAAUAGUAUUUGUUUACUCCCAAGAGAUCUGUUGUGUGUGUGUGUGUGUGUACACGAUCUACAUAUAUGACAGGCAAAUAUUUUAUUAUUUCAUAAAUUGACAAAAAUGUCAAGUCCCCAAAAUACUGUUGGUGCUAAACUUGUUGUAUGCAAAGUAAUGGUUAAUUAAUUAUUUGACUUCAAAGUGAAAUUACAUUUCCUGGCCUCCUGAUUAGGUAAAAGACAAAGGAUGUAAUUCAGUGCCUUCCAAUUGGCUGAAAAAGUGUGAUAUACUGUAGUAUUAUUGACUCCUUUAAUUGGCUCAGAAAGAAGGUAGAGUAUAUUCAACUCUUAUGAUUGGCUGGGAAAGAGAGUCUUAUCAUAAUACCGCCUCCUGAUUGGUGUUCUUGGAGGGUCUUGUGCAUCCUCCUAUGGUCAAGAUGGACCUGUUGUCUUUGGUUGUUUACAGCUCAUAUAUAUUCCCAUAGUUUACACAUAAGACAAUUGCCCAUAAAGACACUGCUAUUGAAACUCUCACUCCAGCUGUACGUACGUGAGAUUUCUUGUAUUUUUUUCUACUGUAUAUUAUGAAACCAUAUUGUGUGCUCAUACUGUACAUAAACUUGUAUAAAGUGUCAUUACUCUUAAUAUUAUCAUUUAUAUUAUAUUUCUUUUAUCUUUCUUUAUUAGGUAUAUUUUCUUAAGCAUCUACUA